This is a messenger RNA of Sparassis crispa, 1050 nucleotides long. RefSeq names its product Oxygen-dependent coproporphyrinogen-III oxidase. Gene Ontology annotation, molecular function: coproporphyrinogen oxidase activity. The record is from RefSeq and is a predicted model, not a curated record. Gene Ontology annotation, cellular component: cytoplasm; mitochondrial intermembrane space. The coding region runs from base 1 to 1050 and encodes 349 amino acids. The transcript has a single exon. NCBI's taxonomy places the organism in Eukaryota, Fungi, Basidiomycota, Agaricomycetes, Polyporales, Sparassidaceae.
AUGACCACCGCAUCUCCCGUGCCCAUGCGCAAGCAGGUGGAGGACUACAUCUCCAAGCUGCAGGUCGACAUCGUCGAGGCGUUCGAGAAGCUCGACCCGAGCGCGCCCCCGUUCAAGCGCGACUCCUGGGUGCGCGCGCAGGGCGGGCGCGGCCUCUCCUGCGUCUUCGCCGUGGACCCCGCCGAGUACACCCCCGAGGCCGCCGCGCACUUCGCGCUCGAGAAGGCCGGGGUGAACAUCUCGGUCGUGCACGGCCUCCUGCCCCCCGCCGCGAUCAAGCAGAUGCGCGCCGACCACGGGAACAUCCCGGACACGGGCGAGAGCCUGCCCUUCUUCGCCGCGGGCAUCUCCCUCGUCGUCCACCCGCGCAACCCGCACGCGCCCACCACCCACGCCAACUACCGCUACUUCGAGCUCGCCGCGCCGCACGCCGAGGGCGCCGCGGCCCCGAAGGUGCUCGCGUGGUGGUUCGGCGGCGGCGCGGACCUCACGCCGUUCUACCUCUACGCGCCCGACGCGCAGCACUUCCACGCGACGCACAAGGCCGCGUGCGCCCCGCACGGCGCCGCCGUCUACCCCGCGUUCAAAAAGUGGUGCGACGAGUACUUCUACAUCCCGCACCGCCAGGAGACGCGCGGCGUCGGCGGGGUCUUCCUCGACGACCUCAGCGGCGAGCCGCACAAGCGCUUCCCCGGGCCCGCGGACGCGCAGCGCCCGCGCACGCAGGACGCCAUCUUCGCGCUCGUGCGCGCGCUCGGCGACGCGUUCGUCCCCGCGUACCUCCCCGUGCUCGCGCGCCGGUGCGCGACCCCGAGCGACGCGCGCGCGCGCCGGUGGCAGCUGCUGCGCCGCGGGCGCUAUGUCGAGUUCAACCUCGUGUACGACCGCGGGACCAAGUUCGGGCUCGCGACGCCCGGCGCGCGCAUCGAGAGCAUCCUCAUGAGCCUGCCGGAGACCGCGCGGUGGGAGUACCAGACGGACAUGGGCGCCGAGGGCACGGAGGAGGCCGAGCUCGUCGAGGUGCUGAAGAACCCGAGAGAGUGGGCGUGA